AUGCAACAUCAUUCGGAAUCUGGUUACAUGCCAGAAGUGCCAUUUCAACCAUUAUGGGCCCAGGAGGCACCUCCUCCGCCUCCCAUAGUGCCAUAUCAGGAAUUAAUAACUGGAUUUCCCUGCACAGAUUUGGCUCUUUGGCAACGUUCCCAAGUUAGCAGUUUAGUAAAUCCCCGCUCUAAUAGCAGUAGUCGUACGAAUGGCACCUCAAAUGGAUCCUCCUCAACUAAUGGUAAUUCCAACAAGAAAACUCGACGUCGUACCGCAUCCAUGGCCCAACGACGGGCUGCCAAUAUACGAGAACGCCGUCGCAUGUUUAAUUUAAAUGAAGCUUUCGAUAAGUUAAGACGCAAGGUGCCUACGUUCGCUUACGAAAAACGUUUAUCCCGCAUUGAAACUUUGCGUUUAGCCAUUACCUACAUUGGUUUCAUGUCAGAACUACUUACCGGCACUCCUAUGAAUUCGAUAAAAACCCGUUCGAAUGAUAUUUAUGGUGGCAUGAAUGGUCAUCAUCAUCCCGGCGCAAUGCCUCAUCAUUUACAUCCGUCGGCAUUUCAAAGAGAUUUCGUUUCACCUUAUGGUCAUAGUUUGGCUUAAGGGAAAACGUCAAUCGUUGAGACAUUUCGUGGUUUUAUUUGUUGAUUAUUGUGUAAUUAUUUUCAUUUGUUUUUAAU
Messenger RNA from Calliphora vicina (urban bluebottle blowfly), 674 nucleotides. It is a transcript of the gene Fer3, whose product is annotated as 48 related 3. Gene Ontology annotation, biological process: regulation of transcription by RNA polymerase II; developmental process. The record is from RefSeq and is a predicted model, not a curated record. Gene Ontology annotation, molecular function: DNA-binding transcription factor activity, RNA polymerase II-specific; RNA polymerase II transcription regulatory region sequence-specific DNA binding; protein dimerization activity. Lineage: Eukaryota; Metazoa; Arthropoda; Insecta; Diptera; Calliphoridae. Bases 1 to 597 code for a protein of 198 amino acids. The transcript is spliced from 2 exons.